Messenger RNA from Rubroshorea leprosula, 947 nucleotides. The record is from the annotation of a GenBank genome assembly. NCBI's taxonomy places the organism in Eukaryota, Viridiplantae, Streptophyta, Magnoliopsida, Malvales, Dipterocarpaceae.
GAUCUCACCCUCUCUUUAUUGUGAACUCUCUUCAUCAUCCAUCUCUAACACCAAUCUAUUUUAGAUUCAGCCAUAUCUCUACCGUGCAUCACCAAAAAUCUAAAAUCAAAGCCCAGAUCUCCUGUUUCUUUCUCUCUCCAUAUGGGUUUCGACUCUUCUCCAUGCUGCUCUUGACUAAUUUAGAAUCUGAUAAGUUGUUAUGGAUCCUUUCUCUCUUUCUUUCUUUUUUUCCUUUUCGACUCUUCCUAUGGAUUUUGAUUCUGUCUCUGGUCUUCUAUUUCUGAAAGUUACACAACAUCAAACCAUCUGCUCUCUUCAUCACUGUAAUCCUUCUUUCGUUGGCAAGAUUCCUUUCCCUUUGCUUCAACCAUUCCUGCCGGCAAAUCUUCUUCUUCUUCUUCUACUUAUAGAACCAGUCAAUCUCAUCCAAGCUUUCACCUUUCCCCUCAUCUCCGAUUUCUCCUUCCAUUUUCGAUUUUUCCUCUCAUCUUCAAUCUUUGAUUCAAGACAAAACCAAAACCGGAGGAGGCCAGAGAUCGGUGAUGGUGGUGGUGACGAUAAUCCCUCAUCUCCGAUUUCUCCUUCCAUUUUGGAUUUUUCAAGGAAGCGGUUCAAGAAAGCCGUUGACGUGAUUUUUGGAGAUGGAGUCCGGCAUCCGACUGCAACCAACUCGUCCGGCAUCCGGCUGCAACCAACUCGUCCGGCAUCCGGCUGCAACCAACUUGUCCGGCAUCCGGCAUCCGGCAUCCGGCUGCAACCAACUCGUCCGGCAUCCGGCUGCAAUCAACUUGUCCGGCAUCUGGCUACAACCAUUAAGCUGCUGAACACUCUCAACAUUUUCUGUCUAAACUCUUAAUAAAUGGCUUAACAAAGGAGAAAAGAAAAGAAUAGAGAAGAGUUGGGUUUUGCAAGAAAGCACCGGGCUUAAAUAUAUGUUAGAAAAUUAA